This is a messenger RNA of Stegastes partitus (bicolor damselfish), 1846 nucleotides long. RefSeq names its product acyl-CoA binding domain containing 6 (gene acbd6). Gene Ontology annotation, molecular function: protein binding; fatty-acyl-CoA binding. The record is from RefSeq and is a predicted model, not a curated record. NCBI's taxonomy places the organism in Eukaryota, Metazoa, Chordata, Actinopteri, Pomacentridae. The transcript is spliced from 8 exons. Bases 145 to 1044 code for a protein of 299 amino acids.
AUAACGGAUUAAAAACGAACCCGCCGCCGAAACAGCUCGCGAACACCCGCCAGGCAGCGGCUCUCGGCCCGGUUCUUUUCCCGCCCCUCGCUCGGCUCGGCGGCUCUCGUCCCCGGACGCGGUGCGCUACGAACAAUCAUAACAAUGGCUUCUGGUUCUCCGUCGUCCUCUCCGGACACUGCGACGGGCUCAGGUACGGACCCAGCCCGGCCCGACACAGGCGAGCCGCUCGGUGGCGCCGGCUCCGACUCGGACUCGGACUUGGGUUUGGGUAAGUUCGACUGCAGCGCCAUGGAGAUGGGGGACCGGCUGGAGGGAGAGGAGCUGGAGCGGGAGUUCGAGGCUGCCGCCGACCGCGUCAGAGACCUGAUCCAGACGGCCAGCAGGGACCAGCUGCUGUACCUGUACGCCCGCUACAAACAGGUCAAAGUGGGGAAGUGUAACACAGCAAAGCCGGGUUUCUUUGACUUCGAAGGACAGAGAAAAUGGCAAGCCUGGAAGCAGCUCGGAGACAUGGAGCCGGAGCAGGCGAUGCAAGAGUACAUCUCCUGUGUCAAUGUGUUAGACCCUGAAGGCAGCACGAAGGAAAGACGAGGAGCAGACAGGAGAACGGGCUUCGGAGGGGCAGCAGUCAGCUCUCUAUACCAGGAGGAGAUGAUCAGGGAAGAGGAUAAAAACAUCUUUGACUACUGCAGAGAAAAUAACAUCGACCACAUCAGCAAGGCCAUCGGCUCCCAGAAAGUGGACGUCAAUACUAAAGAUGAAGAGGGUCGCGCUCUCCUGCACUGGGCCUGCGACAGAGGACACAAGGAGCUGGUGUCGGUACUACUGCAGCACAAAGCCGACAUCAACAGUCAGGAUAAUGAAGGACAGACGGCGCUACAUUAUGCAUCAGCGUGCGAGUUCGCCGACAUCGUGGAGCUCCUGCUGAACGCCGGCGCCGACCCGUCCAUCAAAGACAUGGAGGGUUCUCUCCCCGAGGAGGUCACCGAAUCCAGCGCCAUCUCCUCCCUCCUGCGUCAGUACACGGCUCCCAAAGGCUAGAGGUCCUGACGCGCCUCCGCCCGGUCAUUCCCCAGCCUCCUAGUCUCAUCCCCGCUCCGCCCAUUCAUCCCUCCUUCAUCCCCCCGAAGAGACUCUGUUCAGCCCCGGCAGUUUGUAGACUGCAGAAGUUUUGUUUUUGAUUUUCUUUCCGAAUUCUUGAGGUGAGUUUGUUGGUUUAGCUCUCCUGGGCUGCGGUUGUAAACAUUAGUCAUUUGAUAAGACACUUGAGUUUAAGGGCACCGCAUGUAUUUUUAUUCUUCUAAAAUCCUGUAAUGUUGAUUUAUCUGCACAGUGGGGUUGGGUGAUAUGACGACGGCUGUGAGACUUUGGUCAGCUGGCUGAGAUUUUGCUGUACUUAGGUAGCUGUAGCUUCUCUCAUCGAGGAAGACCUUCGCUUGCAAUAUGGCGAAUCAAUGUCGGGACUGUUUAUUGGCAAUAUUAUGACGACAGGACUCGUGCAUCAAAGUAUCUGGAUUUAUCAGGUAUUUAUCUCACCGGAGGAACCAAAAACAGACAUUCCCAUCCACUUCUUUUCUCUGUAAACGGCAUAAGAUUCACCAUAUGCAUCAUUAUCACAGUACAAUAUGCCAUAUAACAUACAUUAUACCAUGAUAUAUCUACCGCUCUGCAUUAUACGGAUAUGUAUCACCCACUCCUACUGCUCAGGUCUGACAAGCAGCCAGGCCUUUUAGUCUGGGUCAGCUCCCCUCUGACAGUUUGUUCAUAUUCAGUUGUGUUACGUACAAAGGAAUGCUUUAUUCAUUUGACAUAUAUCAUCAUUAAAGUCUUCAGUGAAUCUGUU